Molecule: messenger RNA, 3033 nt
Organism: Ectocarpus sp. CCAP 1310/34
Lineage: Eukaryota; Phaeophyceae; Ectocarpales; Ectocarpaceae
Source: the annotation of a GenBank genome assembly
AUGUCGGAUUCUGAGGAUGCUGCAGGAAAGGCAGCAGCUGCGGAGAGGGCAGCAGCCACGGAGAAGGCGGUAGAGGAAAUAAGUAAGACGCUUGCACUAACGAUGGAUAAGAUAGCUGCAUUAGAGAGUGCUGGGAAGGCAGCAGGUGGUCAAGCUGGGUGGGCAGCUGGAGGAGAGAGAGAGGGGAAGAAGCCCCAUGUGUGGUACGGUGGACACCAGCAGCAGGUGACGAGAGGAGUGCAGCAGCAGAGCAGCCGCCACAACCAUGUCCUUACAAGGCACAGCCGGUACCAGCAUCAGCAGCAGCUGGUGCCCAACGAACGCCCACGCCCUCCCGCUGCUCCCCCUCCCGAGCAGCAGCACCAAUGCAGCUGCUGUGGAGAGAAAGGUCAUGUACAUCAGGACUGCAAAUUCAACCUCGCCCGCGGACUGUUUCAGCAGCGGAGGAACGGUGGCUUUGGCGGCGGGUCUGUGUUCCAGCAGCAGCAGCAGCAGCAACAGCAGCAGAAGCCAGGCGUGGUGUAUGGCAGCACUGGUGGAUUUCAGCAGCAGCCGCGGCAACAACAGCUGGCGGCUGGCUCCACCCGCGGUGUGGUUGGACAGGUGAGUGGUGGGGUGUUUAUUGGCGAGAAGGGGGGGGGGGCUGCUGCCGGUUCGUUUGUGGCGUCUUUGCUGGUGAAAGCCCCCGCCAACAUAUCUUCUCCCAACGCAGUUAGGCACCCCGCCGCUCAUUCUCCCCCGCGACCCACGACAUCACGUGUAGCACCUGCAGUAGCGCGGAAACGCGCAGAACUGGAUCUCAUGGAGGCCGGGUACAGUAUAAGUGUAGCAANGGCAACAACAGCUGGCGGCUGGCUCCACCCGCGGUGUGGUUGGACAGCAAACCAUGCCGAUGAGAUCCUUCCUGCUGCCCCAUCUUCAACGAUUGGGAUUUGUGGAACGGCAUCCGCACCGGCGGUCGCAACGGCGGCUUCGGCCAGAGCUGCGGCGGCAGGAGUAACGCCGCAUGGAGCGACAACGGCAGUGGCUGCGACGGAAACGGCGGCGGUGGGGACAGCAGUAGCAGCGGCGUCCCCGGUUGCCGCGUUGGCGCCGGGCAGUCAAGAUACGCGCGCCGACAGCGGCGGCCUGACCUGCAGCAGCGGUGGAGACAACGGCAUCUACGGUUUCGAGAGGGGCGCGUCGUACCCUUUUGACCCGGGAGGGUUAUUUGCGCAGGAGGUGCGUGAGGAGGGAGAUCACAACAGCGGUGGUAAGGAGGACUGGAGCAGCGGUGGCCGCAGUAGCAGCAGCGGCGACGGCGGAGAUGGCGCGGCCUGGCAUGGAGCGUCAACACAUCCCUUUGACAGAGGGAAGCGGUCCCGUGGAGGAGAGCGACCAAGGGGUCCGUGCUGGGAGUGGACCUCCCGUUCGAUCGAGGUAGAGAUGCAUGGGCACGUGCCGGGGGGUGAUGCUUCGCACCAAGCGGCACCAGCGGGAGCGGCGCCAACGGCAACGGCAGCAGUUUGAGCGGGGAUGAGAGGGCGCGCGAGCGGGGGGAGAGUUUACCCUUGUCUGUUUCCCCCCCGCCCACCCCUCCCGUGCCUCCCACAGCGCCACACCUGCAGCGAGCCCCGGCGACGUACGCGCAAGCUCAUGCGGGGCGGGCACAGCGCCAUUUGGGGAGCAGCCGAGAAGCGGGAGAUGGAUGGUCUGGUUGGGGCGGGCACGUUCGAGCCGGCAGGAGGGCUCUAGCAACGAGGAACGAACGUCAUCUCUGCCAAAUGGGUCUACACGUGGAAACCUGAUGAAUUCGGUGAUGUGUUGCGUGCAAAGGCUCGGCUUGUCGCUAGGGGUUUCGGUCAGCGUGAAGGUAUUGACUAUUUCGAGACUUUCCCCGUGCCCUACCCAUCCGAGUAUUCGCCUCUUGUCUGCUAUCGCGCGUGAAAUGGGUUGGGACAUGUCCCACUUUGAUGCUGAUCAAGCGUUUGUGCAAUCGAAGCUAAAUGAGAUCGUGUACGUGCGUCUGCCGCAGGGUUGUGGGCCCCUUUCGGGUAAGAUUGUGAGACUUGCCCGUAGUCUUGAAGCAGGCGUCACGCACGUGGCGCCACCACCUUGUUCGGGGCAUGAAAUCUCUUUGGGUUUGACCAAUGUGCUGCUGAUGCGUGUGUUAUGCGUUUGAUCGAGGAUGGUGUGCUUCCCAUGGUAGUUGUGGUGCAUGUGGAUGACAUUUUUUCCAUCGGGCGAAAUAGUGGGUGUGACAGGUUUGGCCGAGACUUGAACGCCUACGUUCCCAUCACCAACCUCGGAGCGUUGCGCUUGUGUGCGGGAGUUCGUUUUUCACGCGAUUGGGAUGCUGGUACGCUUACAUUGUCGCAAGAAACUUUUGCUGUCAACUUGGUUGCGAAGUUUGGUGUCACGCGCAACAAGGAGACCCCGAUGCCUGUUGGAGUGAAGCUUGACGAUUUUUCUGCUGACGAACUUGAUGGUCUUGAGCAUUUUCGUUUUUUGGUAGGUCACCUCACGUGGCUUGCUAACCAGACUCGGCCGGAUAUCCUUAAUGCCGUGCGGUCCGUUGCGAGAUAUUCCCAUGCACCGUAUAUCAUACACUGGCGGGCUGCGUUGCAUAUUGCGAUGUACGUUAAAUUCACGAGUACUUUUGGUAUUACAUUUCAGCGGGGUUCACGGGAGGGUAUCGAUUUGCGCUUGUAUGUUGACUCCGACUAUGCCAGCCGGGCCACUGACCGGCGGACGGUCUCGGGAGCAGUUGUGAUGUGCGGCGGUGCAUGUGUUUCGUUUUUAUGAAGGACGCAGAAAAGUGUGACCCUGUCGUCGACGGAAGCAGAGUAUGUUGCGAUGGCUGACGGUGUGAAGGAGACGAUUUUCUUGUGGUAUAUUUGGGGUUUUAUUGUUUCGGGUCGCGAUGUUGGGUGCACACUGGUGUUCGAGGAUAACGAGAGCGCUCUUCACCUUGCGGUCAACCCCGCCACCACACCGAACUCUGAGCACAUCGACAUUCGUCACCACUUUCUUCGGGAGCGUGUAGCACGGGGA